AUUUUACAAUGAAUGACAUUAUCAUCAGAAAUCCCACACAGCUGUGAGUAGCUAGGCCUACUUUUAGAGUGUAUAUUUAAGGCCUGAGGGGGUGUGGUAUAUGGCCAAGGCUAAGGGCUGUUCUUAUGCACAACACAACACGGAGUGUCUGGACACAGGUGGUAUAUUGGCUAUAUACCACAAACCCCCGAGGUGCCUUAUUGCUAUUAUAAACUGGUUACAAGUGUAAUUAGAACAGGAAAAAUACAUGUUUUGUCAUACCCCUGGUAUAUGCCUGAUAUACCAUGGUUUUCAGCCAAUUAGCACUCAGGGCUCUACCACCCAGUUUAUAAUUAGAUGUAAGCAACUGGAGACAACUCACCACUCACAUAUAUUUUAGUCAUUUAGCCUAGUCCCCAAUGGCUGGCCAACGCUUGCGUCGCGUGCACCAUGCAGCGCAGGUGGAAAAACAGACAGCGAAUGGACUGGCACAUCGCGGCGCCUGCGCGUAAUGGUGACGAGGUGUCUGUUUAGAGUUCUACCACAAAUCAACAAGAGGAUCGACAUUAAACAAAGGGGAAGAUGAACAAUCGCCUCUCAAAGCAAAUGACAGGAUCAUUUAUGAAAUGGCAACAAAGGAAUGAACAAAAGUCAUGAGUUACACACUGAAGAAAAGAGAGGGAAAUAAACACAAAGUGGAACAACAAGGAAGUGAGAAAGAAAGAGGAAGAGAAACACAUCUAUAGACAGAGGGGCUGUGAGAGCGACCAGUUUACACUGCAGGUUGAGAAACUUCCCACUCCUCGUGGGUUUAACCACUAGGCCUACUAUUAUGACAACUCAUGUUAGUGUGCUAUGAACUCAAAUUCUACUGCUAUUAUUUCUACUAUGGCCACCACUACCACUUCAAGUCUUAGGUGUUUGAAACCUGUCAUAAAACGUGUUAUCUCUAACAGCCAUUGAUUGAGAAGGGGAGUUAACCAGUAUAUUUUCUGAUAGUGCAGUUUGAAUUGGAAUGCCACUCCUUAUCUCUCCCACCCAGCACUCCUUUCUAGUGAUACAGCUACUUUUCAGCCAGUCGCUCUCAAAUACUCAAAGCAAGUAUCAAGAGGGAUAUAAAGGAUAGAGAGGGAGAGAGAGAGCGAGGGGGAGAGAGAAAGAGAGAGAGAGAGGGAGGACAUAUAGAAAAGUAAGACAUAAGAGUCAGAGGAUAGAAAAGGGGUCUCUUUGAAUACAGUCACCCAUUAACCUCACAUUAAUAAGACAACAAGAACAGUCCUUUGAGUGACAGUUAAACAGGCAGCAAGCCAGUCAGUCAGAGCAGGGAGUCAGUUAGUCAGCCAGGCAGGUAGCUAUCAGUCGGUCAGCCAGCAAGCCAGUCAGAGCAAGGACUCAGUCAGCCAGGCAGGUAGCUAGUCAGCCAGCCAGUCAGGCAGUCAGUCUGUUAAUCAGCGAGGAUGCUGGGAUGCGAGGGGGGAGGGGUAGGGUUGCGCUACAGACUGACCCUGGCCACAGGGCUGGUGGAGUGUCUGUGUUUCGCCGGCGUGGUCUUCGGUUGGGCAUCGCUGGUCUUCGUCCUGAAGACAGAUGGAUACUUCGCUGACCUCUGUGUCAAUCUGACUACUGGACCCAACAGUACAGUGGAAACAGACUGUAGUGGACAGGAUGAACAGUUCUCUCUGGUCUUCACCGUCACCUCCUUUAUGAACAACUUCCUCACGCUUCCCAACGGAUUCAUCUUCGACCGCUUCGGCACCAUGGCAACGAGGCUUCUGGGAAUAUGUCUCUACACCACUGGUACACUGAUGGUUGCCUUCUCCAGUUCAGCUCUGUCCAUGCUGCUGUUCCCAGCCCUGUCCUUCAUCGCAGUAGGAGGUAUAUUGUUCCUCAUCACAAACAUACAGGUUGGGAACCUGUUUGGCUCCCAUCGUUCCACCAUCAUCACCCUCUAUAAUGGAGCCUUCGACUCUUCCUCGGCUGUCUUCCUCAUCAUCAAGGUGAUGUAUGAAGGAGGGGUCUCCCUCCGCUCCUCCUUCCUCAUUCUCUCCGUCUGCAGUGUCAUCCACCUCCUCAGGACGUUCUUCCUCAUGCCCAACACCCACAUUCCCUACCCACUCCCUGAGGGCUUCACCUAUGGCGUGAACCCUGGAAAGUCCAACAGCUACAACGUAGAGGAGUUUGAGAAGACUCGAGAGACGGGGAUGACAUCAGAGGGGGAGGGGCCAGCGGAGACCGACGACAUGCCCCUACAGUCUGAUGACGGGCAGCAGUCGGAAAACUCUGGGAAAGUGGCCAGUUUCAGGAGCUGUGUGCAGUCGUGGUUCUUCCUGUGGCAUCUGGUGUGGCUGUCUGUCAUGCAGCUGAGACACUACCUCUUCAUCGGAACACUGAACCCCAUGCUCAACCGGCUGGCCGACAACGACUCAGCCCUGGUGAGUCAGUACACCAAUGCCUUUGCCUUCACCCAGCUGUUUGGGGUCCUCUGUGCUCCCUGGAACGGCCUCAUCAUGGACAGACACAAGGGGAAGCCACUGGCUCCAGGAGAAACAGGUAAGGAGGCAGACCUGCGCUCCUCCUCUCUCUCCCUCUUCCUCACCUCCCUCCAGUGCCUCCUCUUCUCCAUCUGCGCCUCCUCUCCUCUCCUCCCUCUCCAGUACCUCACCUUCAUCCUGCAGGUCCUCAACCGCUCCUUCCUCUACGGAGGCAACGCAGCCUUCGUCAGCAUCGCUUUUCCUGGGGUCCACUUUGGGAAGUUGUAUGGUUUGGUGAUGUCUCUGUCUGCCGUGGUGUCACUGCUGCAGUACCCCUGUUUCGCCCUGGUCAAAGGAGCCCUAGGUGGAGACCCCUUCUAUGUGAACAUCGCUCUGACUCUCCUCACUCUACUGGCGUUCAUCCAUCCAAUCAACAUCUUCUACCACUGCAGGAAACUGACCAAUCAGAGGGAGGAUAUGGCCGGCGGUGCUGCCAUCACAUUGGCUGAGGCCAAAAUGUAGGGGACAGUACAUGAGGGUCCUGAGCCAAGGGAAACAGGAAAUGUCUUAUUUCUAAUUGUUUAAAGGGAAUAAGUGAAAAUGUAAAAUAAUAAUAAAAUAUUUUUUAUACUUAUGUUUUACAGUAAUCCCAUAUUUUCCAUCAGUAUGUUUUGUUGGAUAGUUUUCAAUAAAAUGUAUUAUCCAUUA
Messenger RNA from Salvelinus fontinalis (brook trout), 3158 nucleotides. RefSeq names its product equilibrative nucleobase transporter 1-like. Bases 1437 to 2972 code for a protein of 511 amino acids. Gene Ontology annotation, molecular function: transmembrane transporter activity. The record is from RefSeq and is a predicted model, not a curated record. Lineage: Eukaryota; Metazoa; Chordata; Actinopteri; Salmoniformes; Salmonidae. The transcript has 13 exons. Gene Ontology annotation, biological process: transmembrane transport.